AGAUUUUCAAUAGUAUAUAGUGUGACGUCAUAGGUGAGAGGGCGAGAAGGCGGCCAUUCCCGCCUCAGUCUUGACACCAGCAACGCCCAGACUCGUCCUCCUGCACUUUUAAUACCGCUAUUACUCUCUAAAACCAGUAGUGAUGACGAAAGCAGUAGGCAUCGAUCUUGGCACCACCUUCUCAUGUGUAGGUGUUUUCCAGCAUGGGAAGGUAGAGAUCAUUGCAAAUGACCAGGGUAACAGAACUACACCAUCUUAUGUAGCUUUCACAGAUGCAGAGAGACUUAUUGGUGAUGCUGCAAAAAACCAGGUGGCAAUGAAUCCAAACAAUACAGUUUUUGAUGCCAAAAGGUUGAUAGGAAGAAAAUUCAAUGAUUCUACUGUUCAGGCUGACAUGAAGCACUGGCCUUUCAUGGUAAUUAAUGAUGGUGGGAAACCCAAAAUUCAGAUUGAAUACAAAGGAGAGAUGAAAUCCUUCUAUCCAGAGGAAAUUUCAUCCAUGGUUCUUAUAAAGAUGAAAGAGACUGCAGAAGCUUACCUUGGGGCCACUGUAAAGGAUGCAGUUAUAACUGUUCCUGCAUACUUCAACGAUUCACAGCGGCAAGCAACCAAAGAUGCCGGAACCAUCUCCGGUAUGAAUGUGCUUCGUAUUAUCAAUGAGCCUACCGCUGCUGCUAUUGCGUAUGGUCUUGACAAAAAAGUGGGUGGAGAACGUAAUGUUUUAAUCUUUGACCUUGGUGGAGGUACAUUUGAUGUUUCAAUCUUGACAAUAGAAGAUGGCAUUUUUGAAGUAAAAUCUACUGCAGGAGAUACCCAUCUUGGAGGAGAAGACUUUGACAACCGUAUGGUUACUCACUUCAUUCAAGAGUUCAAAAGAAAGUACAAGAAGGAUUUGAGCGACAAUAAGCGUGCAGUCAGACGACUUCGUACUGCCUGUGAGCGUGCAAAACGUACCUUGUCGUCUUCUACUCAAGCCAGUGUUGAGAUUGACUCCCUAUAUGAAGGUGUUGAUUUCUACACUGCUAUUACUAGAGCUCGAUUUGAAGAAAUGUGUGCUGACCUUUUCAGGGGAACCCUUGAUCCUGUAGAGAAGGCCCUUCGUGAUGCUAAAAUGGAUAAAAGUCAGAUUAAUGACAUUGUGAUGGUUGGUGGCUCUACUAGAAUUCCCAAGAUACAGAAACUACUCCAGGAUUUCUUUAAUGGCAAAGAGUUAAACAAGUCUAUUAAUCCAGAUGAAGCUGUUGCCUAUGGUGCUGCUGUACAGGCAGCAAUUUUGAGUGGAGACAAAUCUGAAGCUGUGCAAGACUUGCUGCUUCUUGAUGUUGCUCCACUCUCUCUUGGUAUUGAAACUGCAGGUGGUGUAAUGACUGCACUAAUCAAACGCAACACAACCAUCCCCACAAAGCAAACUCAGACGUUUACAACGUAUUCUGAUAACCAGCCAGGUGUGCUUAUUCAGGUGUAUGAGGGUGAACGUGCUAUGACCAAAGACAACAACCUUUUAGGAAAGUUUGAGCUAACUGGUAUUCCACCAGCACCACGUGGUGUUCCCCAGAUUGAAGUCACUUUUGACAUUGAUGCCAACGGGAUUUUAAAUGUAUCUGCUGUGGACAAAUCAACUGGCAAAGAAAAUAAGAUUACUAUUACAAAUGACAAAGGUCGCCUAAGCAAGGAGGAAAUUGAAAAAAUGGUUCAGGAUGCAGAAAAAUAUAAGGCU
Molecule: messenger RNA, 1717 nt
Organism: Cherax quadricarinatus
Lineage: Eukaryota; Metazoa; Arthropoda; Malacostraca; Decapoda; Parastacidae
Product: heat shock cognate 71 kDa protein
Cellular component (GO): nucleus; cytoplasm; cytosol
Molecular function (GO): ATP binding; ATP-dependent protein folding chaperone
Source: RefSeq, a predicted model, not a curated record